GAUCUGGACGCGCCGUUAGUCUGACAUCCACCAACAUCCUCCUCAUCUCCCACGGGCACCGAGUGAAAGAUUCAAGCGAUAGAUUCCUGAAGUUGUCGGAUGUCGUGACGGCUGAGUUUUCGAAGUCAGUCAUCCCAGGAGCUUUCCUGGUCGACCAGUUCCCUCUGCAUUAAUGCACCGUCAUAUGUUUGCUCGGCAGGUGCUCAUGUCUGCAUAGUGCGCUACAUUCCCUCGUGGGUCCCCGGUGCCGCCUGGAAGCGAACGGCAGAAAAGUACAGAAAGAAUAUGCUCGCCGCAGUAGGGGAGCCUUUCGAAUUUGCCAAACAGCAGAUGACCUUACCUUUUCCGACAUGGACUGCCGGCACUGCGAUCUCAAGCUUUGUCUCUCGAAAUCUCGAAGACGGUGACGGAUUGCCAGAUCAUGAGGAUACUGUCAAAUACGCGGCGAUGUCUCUGUAUACCGGUGGCUCUGAUACUACUGCCUCUGCUCUCACCUCAUUCUUCCUCGCCAUGACUCUGUACCCCGAGGUCCAGUGUCGUGCUCAGGCCGAGCUUGACGCGGUAAUUGGCACGGACAGGCUACCUAACUUCGAGGACCGCGAUCGUUUGCCCUACAUUAACGCGCUUCGCUACGAGAUCCUUCGUUGGAUGCCUGUCGGGCCUCUUGCCGUACCGCACAGACUCAUGGAAGACGAUGUCUACGAUGGCUAUUUCCUGCCAAAGGGUGCUAUCGUUUCCGGGAUCAGCUGGAGAAUUCUUCAUGAUCCCAAGUGCUACCACGACCCUAUGGAGUUCAAGCCAGAGCGCUUCCUCGCGUCAGACAGCAAAGAGCCCGAACUCGAUCCGAGCAAGUUCGCCUUUGGCUACGGCAGACGGUCCACCAUACGCCUUCUCAUCUUGUUGUGUACUGGCUCAUCAGCGCUGUGCAGCAUCUGUCUUGGCAUUCUCGUCGCAGAGGCAACAAUGUUCAUCACCAUCGCUUCGACACUGGCUAUGUUCAAUAUCGCGUCUGUCGUGGAGAACGGCAGGCCCGUCCUCCCGCCGUUCCAGCAGACGUCUGGCAUCAUCACGUAAGU
Molecule: messenger RNA, 1076 nt
Organism: Phanerochaete carnosa HHB-10118-sp
Lineage: Eukaryota; Fungi; Basidiomycota; Agaricomycetes; Polyporales; Phanerochaetaceae
Exons: 6
Coding region: 286-1074 (262 amino acids)
Molecular function (GO): heme binding; iron ion binding; monooxygenase activity
Source: RefSeq, a predicted model, not a curated record